AUGGACAUAGACAUUGCACUAAAGGAGGAACAACCUGCACCUCUCACCACGGAAAGCAACCCUGAAGCUAAAAGGGAUUUUGAGAGAUAUUAUCGUUCAAAUUGCAUGAGUCUAAUGAUUAUUAAGCACACCAUUCCAGAAGUCUUUAGGAACAUAGAACUUGAAGAGAUUACUCAUGCCAAAGGUUUCCUUGAUGAAAUUGAGAAACGUUUUGCCAAAAAUGAUAAGGUUCUCAUACCUAUCAUUGAUCAAGAAGUGAAUCCAAAACCUCAACAAGAAAAUGUUGAACAACUCUCUAUUCAAGAUGAGGUAAUUGUUCCAUAA
Messenger RNA from Gossypium raimondii (Peruvian cotton), 324 nucleotides. RefSeq lists its product as uncharacterized. The record is from RefSeq and is a predicted model, not a curated record. The transcript has 2 exons. Lineage: Eukaryota; Viridiplantae; Streptophyta; Magnoliopsida; Malvales; Malvaceae. Bases 1 to 324 code for a protein of 107 amino acids.